AGCAAAAUGGCUUCCUCCAGCGCCGUAGAAGAUGAACACCUUACGGACUCUGACUUGACCGAUGAUGAGGAGCGCAGCGUUGAGCCGCGCCAGGAGGAGCUGCGUCCAGAGACUCCGAAGCCGUCCUACAGCGACGAGGAACUGCACCAGCUGGUGGGCUAUAUACAGCGCAUGAGUGUCCUGAGUGGGCUGGAUCACCGGGAUUGGCACGAGGGUACCCUCGACAUCAUUCGUCGCUGGUUGCUGGAGGUGAAUGAACCCCUGCUGACCGUAUAUUAUGAUCAGGAUGUAUUGUCCGCUUGCCUGGGCAUCCCUUCCGUCUGCGUCUCGGAUUCAAGCUACUUUCGGCGGGAGCUGAACGAGAUUUUCAGUGUGGAGUGUUUCCAUGACGAGGUCAAUUUUGGCACCCUGACCAGCGAUGUGGAUGGCUGCAUGAUGGGGUUAUUGGAACGCCUAUACGUUCCCUUUUUUCGGAACUAUCGGGAUUGGAAUGCAACGGUGCGGAAUCGAUUCUGCUCUAGUCUGGAUAGAUUCCUGGCAUUCCUAACGGGAACGCAUCAUCAGAUCUCGGGAGUGGCUGUGUUGUAUGUGCCCUAUGUGAUCAAGGAACUGGGUGCAGGACCCGUGGAGAGGCAGCUGGUGAUGAGUCUGGAGGGUAUUGCCUUGUACUGGACCACUCAGAUUCGUACUUUGCUAGAGGAUCGUACCCUGAUGGUUCCUCAUGAUCUAGCCACUGUGCGGGAUGAGUUUGAGUUCUGGGAAUAUCGAUAUGAAGUUCUUCAGGGAAUCAAUGACCAACUGGCUCAAUCGGAUGUCCAGAAAGUAUUAAAGGUUCUCCAUCAUGCCCAUUCCGUUCACAUGCCCCAAAUGGAUCAGCUAAUCGAACGGGCCAAACAGGAGCUGCUUCAGUCCCUGUCCAACAUUAAGUACCUUCAUCUGCUGAUUGGGCCCUGCUCCAAAAUCGAUUUGGCUCCAAGUCCUGAUGAUUUGCCCAAGCUCUUACCCCGGAUUAUCCACCUGAUACGUUUUAUUUGGUUAAAUUCGGAAUACUACAAUACCCCGGAGCUUAUAGCGGGACUAUUUCGGAAUUUGAGUAAUCAAAUCAUAAGAUUUUGCACCGAACAAACCAAAGUUGAGGAGAUUCUAGCGGGCAAGUCCCGCUUUGGCAUUAAAAUGUGCAACAUGGCCAUCGAUAGCUGUCAGGUUUACAAGGGAAUCUAUGGGGCAAUGUCCAAAGGAUGUGAGCCCGCUUGGGUGUUGGAUGAGGGUAUAAUUUUCAACCAUAUAGAUGCCUUUGUGGAGCGCCUAAAUGAUGUGAUUGACAUUUGUGAAUCGAUGAUUGUGUUUGGCCGUUUGGAUGAAAAUGGGAGCAUACCCCAGCCCGCUUUUGGCGGCACUUGUGGCGAGGAGAUGGAGCAGAUAUCCGAAAAUGUGGAGCAACAGUUUCUCACCACUUUAAAGCAACUGCAGAGUAGCUCUCAAGCAUACAUCUUGAAUGUGCAUCGCUCGGAUUGGUACGAGCAGGUUGCCAGCUUUCGCAGAAGCAUGCAAAAGCUAGAGGAGACUGUCCAGCGUCUGAUCUUCAAUGUUUUCCAACAUGUGUCUAAUGUGGAAGAGACCCUGGAGGCUCUGCAAUCCAUGCUCUUCUACUCCUACCGCCAAAGGGGCACUCUUAGGAAAACCUAUUUGCGACACGUGAGCAAGUUGUGGAGGAUGUUCUCCCAGGAAAUGGAUUCCACAUCGAGAAAACUGCUGGAGGAGCGACGACAAGAGUCGUGGCUACCCAAGUACGCAUCCAGGUCCCUGAACUAUCGCAUUAAUUUGGAACGCUUGACCUGGUUAAGGGAUCGCCUCAAGAGCGCCGAGUGGCUGCCACCGGUUAAGGAGUCCUCUCCAGCUUUGGCCAAAUUCGAUUCACUGCGCCAUGAGUUUGACAAGGCAACGCGACAGGCUUACGAGGAUUGGGUGGCCAAGAGUUGCGGUUGGUCCAGCGAUCUCUUCCAGCGUUUGGAUCGCUACCUGAUAGUGCGAAGUAAGAAACCCAAGGGUUUGCUUGAGUGCAAUAUAGAUAUGUCUGUCCUGGAGCUGUGCGAGCAGGCUCAGCACUUUGAAAAGCUAGGUUUUGCCAUUCCCAAGACCCUGACGAAGCUCUACGAAAGGCACGAUAUAACCAGAUCCCUGUUCAAUCGCGUAAUCCAACUUUGCCUUAGUCACAAUCGCAUUUUGACCGUCUUAACAGAGAGAGAAAGGAAACUAUUCCGACCACUGAUCCAAGCCUGCGAUCGCCAGCUGGCCCCUGGCAUAUUCAAGAUUACCUAUGGCUCUGAUCUCAGCGAGGACUUCUUCGAGGAUGGUAACGAGUUCCUGGAUAAAUUCCAGGAAAUUGUUCACAUUUUUAAGCGGGCCAAUCGAGGGAUGGCCAGGAGCUGUGAGAAGAUCUGUGACACUUGUCUGCUCCACUUUGCCUUUGUUGGGGCCGUUGAUAUAACCGUGUUCCAAAAGCAGUUGUCCAGCAAGCUGAGCUCAUCUGGUGACAUCCUGAGGAGAUACUAUAGCAACAUAGUGGAGCUUCUGUGUGCCUUCAGUAGGCAGUUUCAAUCGGUGGAGGAUGAGAUAUCACAGGAGUGGAUAGCCUAUGUAAAUGAUCUGGAUGACAUGCUGGCCAGUUCUCUAAUGACCAGUGCUCGCGGUUCCUUGACCAAGCUCUACGAAGCUUUACAUUGCGACGAGGAUAUGGCACCAGUUCCCAUAAUAGUCCUCGAAUCGGAUGUUAAGGAUGGCUGCAUCACCUUUACUCCCCACAUGGAUGCCAUCGGGGAGAUGAUGAAUGGAAUCAUUGACAGCAUUCGCAGCAUGUUGGAUCAGUUCCCCCGAUUGGGCUAUAAAUUAAAGCUACCCAAGGAGAAGCAGCGUCAGGGAUUUGCUGCUGUAUUUCGCGAGGAUCAGGAAUGUUCGGAAUUAAUGAGAAGCAUUCAAGCGGAGAUCGUCAGGCAGCGGGCGGAAAUGACUAAGUAUGAGGAGCACUGGAACAAACAUCGUGUUCUUUGGGAGACCACCGAGGAGGGGUUCCGACAGCGUCUGUUGUCAAGUUCCCGCACAGCGGGAGUCUUUGAGGGUGGCAUCGAGCACUAUAGUGCUCUGGCGGAUGAUGUAUCCUUUGAGGAUGCCAUUACGAAUGUAUACUUUGUGCUGGUCAAUCAGAAUGCUCUAAAGAGCACCAUCCUGGAUUGGAUUGAAAAGUGGCAGGCGCUCAAUAUUAAAAUGCUGCUGGAUCAAGCUAGCAAUUGGAUGAGAGCCACCUACAUUUAUAUGAGACGCAAUGAGAGGAAUGUAAUGAAGGUUCCUCGAACUCUUCGGGAGACAGCGGCUGCCAAACAAUUGCUCGAAAAACUCUUUAAGGAAGUUCCUUUAUGGCAAAUCGGCUUUACUCCUAUGCUGGAACUCUUUGUGCUCCUCCACAAAUACAGGGUGCAGCUGACGGAGAAGACUCACCAGCAGGUGAUUGGUUUAGAGUCAUCAUGGCUGCAUUAUCUUCAAAUCUUGGGCGAAGCUGAUGAAAUGCUGGACAAUGAGGCGAGUGAAAUCCAUGUGGAAUUGGCUAAACAUGGGGAAAAUUUCAAGUUGAUAUUGAAAGAGUUUCUUGAAGAUUUUUUCUCUAAAUUACCCAAGAAAUAA
Molecule: messenger RNA, 3675 nt
Organism: Drosophila kikkawai
Lineage: Eukaryota; Metazoa; Arthropoda; Insecta; Diptera; Drosophilidae
Product: dynein axonemal heavy chain 2
Biological process (GO): cilium movement involved in cell motility
Cellular component (GO): 9+2 motile cilium; axoneme; dynein complex
Molecular function (GO): dynein intermediate chain binding; minus-end-directed microtubule motor activity; dynein light intermediate chain binding
Source: RefSeq, a predicted model, not a curated record